This is a messenger RNA of Closterium sp. NIES-65, 4305 nucleotides long. NCBI's taxonomy places the organism in Eukaryota, Viridiplantae, Streptophyta, Zygnematophyceae, Desmidiales, Closteriaceae. The record is from the annotation of a GenBank genome assembly.
AUGGCGUUUGCAGGAACGACAGCAGCAACCGGGUCAUUCAUCGGGGUGGUGGUGGCGACGGGGAUGGCGACAGAGGUGGGGCGCAUCCAGGCGCAGAUCACAGCGGCCGCAGCGGAGGAGGCGCCGUACGACACGCCGCUGUCGCGCCGCCUGGAUGAGUUCUCAACCGCGCUCACCCAGGCCGUGGGCGCCAUGUGCGUGGUGCUGUGGGCGGUGAAUUUCGACCGGUUUGUGGCGUGGGACGCCGUGGGGCGGACUCUCGUGUUCAACGCUCAGCAGGCCACGUUCUACUUCAAGGUCAGCCGUGGGCCUGCCAGCGGUCAUGACCACGUGCCUGUCUGGCAUGACCACGUGCCUGUCUGGCAUGACCACGUGCCUGUCUGGCAUGACCACGUGCCUGUCUGGCAUGACCACGUGCCUGUCUGGCAUGACCACGUGCCUGUCUGGCAUGACCACGUGCCUGUCUGGCAUGACCACGUGCCUGUCUGGCAUGACCACGUGCCUGUCUGGCAUGACCACGUGCCUGUCUGGCAUGACCGCGUGCCUGUCUGGCAUGACCUCGUGCCUGUCUGGCAUGACCGCGUGCCUGUCUGGCAUGACCUCGUGCCUGUCUGGCAUGACCGCGUGCCUGUCUGGCAUGACCACGUGCCUGUCUGGCAUGACCACGUGCCUGUCUGGCAUGACCGCGUGCCUGUCUGGUAUGACCUCGUGCCUGUCUGGCAUGACCGCGUGCCUGUCUGGCAUGACCUCGUGCCUGUCUGGCAUGACCGCGUGCCUGUCUGGCAUGACCACGGGCCUGUCUGGCAUGACCACGUGCCUGUCUGGCAUGACCACGUGCCUGUCUGGCAUGACCACGUGCCUGAAGCAGUGGCGUUGGCAGUGGCAGCAAUCCCCGAGGGGCUACCAGCAGUCAUCACCACGUGCCUGGCGCUCGGCACACGGCGCAUGGCAGAGGGCACUCGCGACUCUUGCUGUUGUGAAGCAGUGGCGUUAGCAGUAGCAGCGAUCCCCGAGGGGCUGCCAGCAGUGAUCACCACAUGCCUGGCGCUCGGCACACGGCGCAUGGCAGACGCGCACGCUAUAGUCCGACGCUUGCCAUCCGUUGAGACGCUCGGGUGCACCACCGUGAUCUGCUCCGAUAAGACCGGCACGCUCACGACUAAUCAGAUGGCCGUUGCCAGCCUGGCGGUGCCACGUGGCGCUGACGGGGACGUGCGGUGGUAUGAUGUGUCGGGGACCACGUAUGACCCGGGGGAUGGGGAGGUGGUGGGGUGGAGAGGGGGAGGGCGAAGGGCAGGAGAGGGAGGAGGGGAAGGAGGAGGAGGAGGGGGAGGGGGAGGAGGUGAAUCUAUUUUGAAAGAGGGGGGUGUAAGUGAGGGGGGUGUAAGUGAGGGGGGUGUAAGUGAGGGGGGUGUAAGUGAGGGGGGUGUAAGUGAGGGGGGUGUAAGUGAGGGGGUUGCGAGUGAGAGGGGUGGCAGUGCGGAGGCGGGAGUGUGGAGUGUGGCGGCCAUCAGUGCACUGUGCAACGACAGCAGCAUCGCGGCCACCAAGGGGCGGUACGGCUGCUCUGGCAUGCCCACUGAGGCCGCUCUCAAGGUGAGGGGGCACUCAAGGUGGGUGCGCGAGGAGGUGAGGGACGGUGUGGUGGAGUCAGUCACAGUGAGUGUCAGUGAGGUGCUGGCGGAGAAGCUGGGCGUGCCGAGCGAUGAGCAGCAGGCGCGGAUAGAGGCGCCGCGCAGGGUGGGCGGGCCGCGGGGCGGCGACUGGGGAGGAGGAGAGCUCCCUCAGCAUGGCGAGCGCGUACUGGGAGCAGCGGUGGGCGCGCGUGUGCACUCUGGAGUGCUGGCGGAGAAGCUGGGCGUGCCGAGCGCAGAGCAGCAGGCACGGAUAGAGGCAUCUCGCAGGGCCGGUGGGGUGACAACUGGGGAGGAGGGCUCUCUAAGCCUCGCAAGCGCGUACUGGGAGCAGCGGUGGGCGCGCGUGUGCACUCUGGAGUUCGACCGCCUUCGCAAGUCCAUGAGCGUGAUUGUCACGCCCCUGGGGGGGCACGGCUUGCCCUUGCAGCAGCAGCGCGAGGCAGUUGGGGCGUGUGCGGCAGUAGGAGAGCCAGGAGGAGUGGGGAUGGGUGCGGUAGUGCGGGAGGGCGUGGCUGUAAUGGAGGAAAACAUGUUGGAGGGAAGAGGAGGGGGGAAGGGAGAGGAGGGGUUGUGCGGAGCAGGAAACAUGUUGCUGGUGAAGGGAGCAGCAGAGUGCGUGCUCAACCGCUGCUCCUCGCUGCAACUCCCCUCGGGCACCAUCGUCCCCCUCUCCCCCUCCGCGCGCACCCGCCUGACCCACAGCAUUGCAGCCAUGGCCUCUCAGGGCCUGCGCGUGCUGGCCUUCGCCUUCCGACACAACCUCCCCCCUGCCCUUGCAGGCUUGGAGGCGCCUCAAAAGUCGCUCGCCUUUCGCGACAACCUCCCCCCUGCUCUUGCAGGCUUGGGCUUGAAGACCGGGCGGGAUGGGGGCGAGGGAAGCAGGGCAGUGGGUGACGGGACCAGGGAAGAAGCGCAGGGGAGGGGAGGGGAGUUGGGGGAUGAGGUGCAGGGGAGUGGGGAGGGGUGGAGUGAGGAGGUGCGGCGGUGGGUGGAGGAUGGGAGUCGGUACGAGGAGCUAGAGAGCGAGCUCACGUUCGUGGGGCUGGUGGGGAUUCGAGACCCGCCCAGGCCUGAGGUGCCGGGGGCCAUAGCGGCGUGCACGAGUGCGGGCAUGCGCGUGAUUGUGAUCACUGGUGACUCGGGGGCCACUGCUGAUGCUGUUGCACGGCAGAUUGGUCUGUUUGGGGGUGGUGGUGGUGGUGGUGGGGAGAGACACGGUGACAUGCAUAGCGUAACGGAUCCGGCCCGGCAUUCGUACGCGGCAGCGGAGUUUGUUCGGCUGCCGGAAGAGGAGCAGCUGAGGAUCCUGGGAGGGCGGCCAGAGGGGACACAAGGUGCACGUGCAGGGGGGGAGAGAGGCGCGGAUAGAAGUAGUGGAGGGGCGAGGGGUGGUAAUCUGGUGUUCUGGCGGGCGGAGCCGGCACACAAGCAGGCGAUCGUGAGGGCGCUGCGGGCGCAGGGCGAGGUGGUGGCCAUGACGGGCGAUGGCGUGAACGAUGCUCCCGCGCUCAAGCUGGCUGACAUUGGCAUCGCCAUGGGGGCUACAGGGACAGAGGUGGCCAAGGAGGCAGCGGACAUGGUCCUAGCAGACGACAACUUCGCCACCAUAGUGGAGGCAGUGCGGGAGGGGCGCGCCAUAUUCGACAACAUGCGCGCGUUCAUCCGCUACCUCAUCUCCUCCAACAUCGGCGAGGUCGUCGCCAUCUUCGCCGCGUCCCUGCUCGGCCUGCCCUCCUCCUCCUUCCUCCUCCCCGUGCAACUCCUCUGGGUCAACCUCGUGGGGGACGGAGCUCCGGCGGUGGCGUUGGGGUUUACGCCGCCGGAGGCUGAUGUGAUGGCACGGCCGCCCAGGGAGAGGGACCAGGGGCUCGUGUCGCCGUGGGUGCUGGUGCGGUUUGGGGUGCUGGGGGCGUAUAUCGGUGCUGCGACCGUUGGGGUGUUUUCUGUGUGGUUUUUGAAUGGGGAGGUGGUGGGAGGGGGUGGUGGAGGGGUGGAGAUGGGGUUGGGGACGGUGGAGGAGAGUGUGGUGGGGACGGGGAUGGGGGGCGGAAAUGGAGGGUGGUUUGCACCGUUUGGGUUGGACAAGGAUGGGCAUUCGGCUGUGACGUGGGAGCAGCUGUCCCACUCCCGAACCUGCUCUGUCUGGUCCGUGCCUGCUGCUACUCUCACCGCCCCUCCUCUUGUAGACCCACCAGCAACCGCAGCAGCAGCAGUAGGAGCAGGAGUAGGCUCACCCGCACCUGCCCCAGCACCAGAAUCUCCCUUCAACCCGCAUCUCUCCUACACAGUAGCAGGCGGCGGCGUCGUCUCCUUCCCAACCCCAUGCGACUACUUCACUCACGGCACCACCAAGCCAUCUACCCUCGCGCUCACCACGCUUGUCACUAUCGAGAUGCUGCUCGCCCUCAGCUCCGUCUCCGAGUACCGCAGUUUGCUGCAAUCUCCACCGUGGAUCAACAAGUGGCUCAUCCUGGCCGUUGGUGCGUCCAUGGGGCUCCACGUGGCGCUGCUGUACUCGCCGCUGGCGGGCGUGUUUGAGGUGGUGCCGCUGACGUGGCAGGAGUGGGCGCUGGUGGUGGUGUUCUCGCUGCCCGUGCUGCUCGUGGACGAGGGCCUCAAGCUGGUGGGCAGACAAAUCUUUGCACGGCAGAGGGGAGGGGUCAGAUAG